Molecule: messenger RNA, 1657 nt
Organism: Seminavis robusta
Lineage: Eukaryota; Bacillariophyta; Bacillariophyceae; Naviculales; Naviculaceae
Source: the annotation of a GenBank genome assembly
AACACAGUCUUGCUCACAUUUGAACUCCAAACAAAACAAAAAACAAGCGCAAAAACAAAAAACUUACUCUACAAACUCCACUAUCGCUACCAGGUACCCACUCUCUCCAAUCUUCUACUCCCUUCAUAGCAUCAUAGCAUCAUAACCACCAUGACAGCAUCUUCCCAGCAAACCAAAAUCACCUCUGCCAACAAUUGUGGGGAAACACUCUAUGAUCGUCUUGGUGGUGACGACAUGGUCAACCUCUUGGUAUGCUCCUUCUUUGACGCGAUUUUGGAGAACCCUGACCUCAAGCCUUUCUUCGCGAACAUCUCUGUAGCUGCCCUUAAAACCCACCAGAUCAAGCUGUUUCGGGUCAUCUUUGGGAAAGAGGAUGAAAAACCAGAAGAGGAAGAUUUGUUGGACUAUAUGCUUCGAACACAUACUCGUCUCUUUCGAGAACUGGGGUUGGGCCCUACACACUUUGAUAUGGUUGCCAACUGCCUUGUCCAGAGUCUUCAGACCUUUUCCAUUGACCAAGAAAUAAUAGCUGAAUGCACUGCCAUUCUUGCUCCACUUCGAGCAGUCUUUGAGUAUGGGGAGAAGGUUGCACAGCAAGAGAAACAAAUGGAUGAACACACCAAGAAGACACUCCCACUGGCAUCACCCAAAACCAUGGGGACAGACAUUGAAGUUGUCCUUCCUGAGUACUCCACAAUUGACAUUCCUAGCUGGUUGCCUCAAACUCUCCAAAAAGAAUCUCAAACAGGGGAUGUCCGAGAAUGGACAUGUGACUUGACAGAUCGAUUUGGAGCUGAAGGAGACAGGCAAAUUGCAGACACCUUCUUAGAUCAGCCCUACAUGGAUCACCAUGUGUACCUUGUUGCAUUCCUCCAACUUGCUUUCUGCCCAGAUCAUGGUGUGGAUACAAGACAUCGUCGACAGAUAGUUGAGAUCGUUCAGUAUCCCCGGGGGAGAGACAACGCCAAGCUCUCCAGAGAACUUUUUGAUCGAAUGAUCUGCCAAUUCCUCAUUACAAGCACCAUGAUGGGAUUGUCCAGUCACUCCAAGCUCAAGGCAGAAGGCAAACUUCGAUCCUAUCACUCCCACUUUGCCAAGAAAACUACUAGUGUUGGCGGAGUGGAUGCUCCCCAUGUUUUGCGAAGGGUCACGAGACACGUAGACGACGUUAGUGAUUCUUUCUCCUUGUCCAACUCGGGACUCCAUUGUGACGACAGCGACCAUUGCGAAAUCAGUGAAACAGAAUCCCACCGAACCGACACAAAAGGGUCAGGCAAGCUAAAGAAAAAGAUCAAGAUGGGAAUGGAGGCGCCUUUUGCCUGGCUUCGUGGCACCAUUUGGGCCCACGGGACACAGAAAAACAAGAUCUCAAGUGCUGUGGCGGCCUAGAGUCGGCCGGAUUCCUUUUCAUGGUUAGCAUAUUCCAUCAUGUAAACAUUCUCCUAAACUCCUGUUUCAUUACGCAUACGAUUCACUUGAUGCGUACAAUCCUUCCACGGGAUAUUUUGAAACUUAUUAGGACGUUUAUCUUCCUUCAAAUUUGUGCAUCUGACCCCGCACUCUGAAGCUCUCUAUCUAAAGGCUACUUGCAGGCACGAACCCAUCAACUAGGCAUGUAGCCAGCUGUGUAGUGAGAAAGGUGUUGUAGGUGUUCGUC